GGGUGGGCCGCUUCCAUUACGUGCUGGUGACUGUCUGCGGCUUCUGCCUCAUCUCCAUGAUUUUCGAGUCUCUGGCGGCGGCCUACGUCACGCCGGCGGCCCAGUGCGACUUCGACAUGACGUCAUUCGAAAAGGGCUUCCUCAGCGGAACCAUCUACGUGGGCAUGAUCGUGAGCUCGCACCUGUGGGGCUUCGUGGCGGACACGCGCGGCCGGCGGCAGGUGCUGCUGGUGACGCUCGCCCUCAACUUGGUGUGCUCUGUGGCGGCCGCCCUCAUGCCCACGCUGCCCCUCCUCAUAUUCUUCAGGUUCCUCAACGGCGUCUGGAUCUGCGGACCCUCUGCCGUGACGUACGCCUACCUAGGGGAGUUCCACUCGGACAAGACGCGCACCCAGGCCAUCGUCUACGUCUGCAUCUUCCUCUCCAUGGCGCUCCUCGUGGAACCAGGACUGGCUUGGGCGGUGAUUCCUCAGCCCUGGGCUGCCCCGCUGCCUUGGAUCACGAUGCGGUCCUGGAGGGUUUUCCUGAUCCUGGGCGCUGUUCCCAGCGCCGCCACCUUCCUGGGGCUGUGGCUGCUGCUGCCGGAAAGCCCCAAGUUCCUGCUCGCUGUCGGCAGGCACGACGAGGCGCUCAACGUCCUGCGCAAGAUGUUCGCCACCAACAGCGGCCUCCCACCGGAGAAGUACCCA
Molecule: messenger RNA, 689 nt
Organism: Schistocerca serialis cubense
Lineage: Eukaryota; Metazoa; Arthropoda; Insecta; Orthoptera; Acrididae
Product: synaptic vesicle glycoprotein 2A-like
Exons: 4
Biological process (GO): transmembrane transport
Cellular component (GO): membrane
Molecular function (GO): transmembrane transporter activity
Source: RefSeq, a predicted model, not a curated record